UGUAUUUGUGGCACCAUUAUUCCACCGGAUCCUCGGAGCCAGUGCACAAUAAAAUUUUUCUUGUUCUUCUACAACCGACCGAGUACACACUAGUAUAUUUAUGCAUAUAUGUAAGUACUUGUGGUUUGGGUUAAGGUAGGUUUUUCUGAUGAAUGAACAAUAAUACACGUCCUUCUGUGCUAAGUUUGGUCGGUUUUUGAGUAGUGGUCAGUGGUGAUGUUUGAAAAUAUAAUAUAAAUAGAUACGAGCAAUCUAGAGCUAACAAAAUUCUGUUUGUUAUGUGAUAUGCCAUAAGAAGAGCCACAAGCAGGGGCACACAUGAGGAGAGAAGAAACAGUUCAAGAUUACACUAUCUUGUAUCCAGUGGUGCACGAAUAAAGCUGGCUUCCAGUUUAUCAAUCGAAACCUUUCACAAUAAUUAUUGGCAUUGCAUUGCUCAAAAGUCACACACUGGAACUUUCUAUUUUUAAGUCUCAAUACAAAUACUCUUGUCAUACGGAGAAAUACGGAAAGGAGAUACUAAACAUGAACAAGUCCACGUGCAUACUUGCUGCAGCCGCUCUCCUGGCGACUUUUGCACCUUGUUCGGAGUCCAAACCACGAUACCAUGGACCUUACAUUGUGAAUCGGUGGUACUUAAUGCAAGAGUUCAGUGAAACACCUCACACGGAUUGUGGGAGUGUCGCGUCCAUCCAAAACGUGGAAGUGAUUCCUUGCGACAGUGAUGUCUGCAACCUGAAGACUGGCACGAAUGUCACCAUCAACAUUAAUUUCACCCCCAAGGCGGACAUCGCCAAAUUGACUGCUGUGGUCCAUGGGGUUGUCGCUGGAGUGCCAAUGCCUUUCCAUUUCCCCCAAGUCAACGCUUGUCAGAACUCCAACAUCACGUGUCCCCUGCAAUCUGGACAAGGUUACUCGUACUCGGUUAAACUCCCGGUUCUUGGAAGUUAUCCAAAAAUCAAGGUCGUCGUCAAGUGGGAGCUUAAGGACGCGACUGGCAAGGACGUCGUCUGUGUCGAGAUUCCUGCCAGACUAGUCUAAAUUGUACAGAUACAUAUUUUUAUUUACAAUAUUUGCACAUUAUUGAAGCACUAACAAGACGAACAUAUUUUCCUCAAUUAUGAUUAUAAAAUUAUCAGUGUACUUUAUGUGAUAACUUAAUACGUACUUGCUAAAUGGAAACGCUGAAAAUUUCAUAAUAAAUUUUAAUUUAACCAUCAA
Messenger RNA from Folsomia candida, 1221 nucleotides. RefSeq names its product ecdysteroid-regulated 16 kDa protein. The coding region runs from base 526 to 1041 and encodes 171 amino acids. The record is from RefSeq and is a predicted model, not a curated record. Gene Ontology annotation, biological process: intracellular cholesterol transport. Gene Ontology annotation, molecular function: sterol binding. Lineage: Eukaryota; Metazoa; Arthropoda; Collembola; Entomobryomorpha; Isotomidae. The transcript has 4 exons.